GAGCGGUGCGCAGAUAUACAGAUAUUGAAUGGGAUAAACUCAUCCGAGCUGAACCAUAAAACAACUGACACUAGAAGUUGUUGCGUUCUUAACAAUUUAAACCACCUGCAUUCUCAAAAAUGAAGACUUUCAGCUUUGCCGUUGCAGUCAUCAUUGCUCUUUCAUUUAUUUUAAUUCAGGAGAGCUAUGCCUCGUCUUUUGCUGAAGAGGAAGAUGUAGCAGCAGCGAGAAGCGGUGCUGAUGUUGACCAUUUUGAGAUGCCAGCAGACAAACCAAAGAUGGACAAUUACAUUACACCGAAACUCAAGCGCAAUGCUAGAGCUUGCAAAUGGUGCUGUAACUGCUGUAGUAAAGAGCCGGGAUGGUGUGGUGUCUGCUGCGACUUUUGAUUCCUGGAAAUGAGUGCUGUCGAAACGCCGACAUUGUGUGCUUCCUGCUGCCACUGGUGAUUCCUGGAAAUGAAUGUUGUCGUAAAUCUGUAUGAUUCUAAUAAACCUGGAUUUGCAAAGGGU
Messenger RNA from Entelurus aequoreus (snake pipefish), 512 nucleotides. Its product is annotated as hepcidin-like. Lineage: Eukaryota; Metazoa; Chordata; Actinopteri; Syngnathiformes; Syngnathidae. The transcript is spliced from 3 exons. Gene Ontology annotation, biological process: intracellular iron ion homeostasis. Gene Ontology annotation, cellular component: extracellular region. The record is from RefSeq and is a predicted model, not a curated record. The coding region runs from base 120 to 389 and encodes 89 amino acids.